AUGAAGGAGCAAAACGCAAAACUCCUGGAGCAGAUAACCGGCAUGUGCCAACUGCUGCAGGAGGAAAAGGAGGAGGCAAAGCGCCGUGAGGAGAAGCUCGAGGCGCAAAUCGAGAAGUUAGCCGCCGCACAUCAACGCGACCGAGAUGUGCUCAACUCUCUGUUGGCGGCAAAGGUUGGCGGCGGACAACCGUCAUCUAGUCCGCGUCAACCACCAACUCCGUUGCCGCGCCGAUCCUCUGCGCAACAGCAGCAGCAGCAACAACAACAGCAGCGGAAUCAGCACGAGCAGGAGCAGCCCCGCGCGUCGACGUCGCGCGUAGUCAUGCCGCCGCACAGCGAGGCAUCGACAGCCGUCCGCGAAGACGCUGUGCCGGAACUGACCUACAGCGAGGUCGUGCGGCGUAGAUAUCGCGGCAAAGCUACGGGUAAGCCACGCUCCCAGCAGCAGCCGCAACAGCAGCAGCAGCAGCGUCAGCCACAGCGACAGGCGGCCGCUGGCUCGCAGCAGCAGCAGCAGCAGCGUCAGCCUCAGCGACAGCAUCAACAGCAGCAGCAGCAGCGUCAGCCACAGCGACAGGCGGUCGCCGGCUCGCAGCAGCAGCAGCAGGAGCCAUUUGGGAACUACCGGAUGGUUCGAAGCGAGCACGCAUCCGGCUACCUGUGA
Molecule: messenger RNA, 666 nt
Organism: Anopheles coluzzii
Lineage: Eukaryota; Metazoa; Arthropoda; Insecta; Diptera; Culicidae
Exons: 2
Coding region: 1-666 (221 amino acids)
Source: RefSeq, a predicted model, not a curated record